Molecule: messenger RNA, 447 nt
Organism: Malassezia globosa CBS 7966
Lineage: Eukaryota; Fungi; Basidiomycota; Malasseziomycetes; Malasseziales; Malasseziaceae
Exons: 2
Coding region: 1-447 (148 amino acids)
Biological process (GO): translation; ribosomal small subunit assembly
Cellular component (GO): ribosome; cytosolic small ribosomal subunit
Molecular function (GO): structural constituent of ribosome
Source: RefSeq, a predicted model, not a curated record
AUGGCGCCUAAGGUCCGCUCCGAUAAUCAGGAAGUUUCUCUCGGCCCUAGCGUCGAUGAUGGCAAGAUUGUAUUCGGCGUUGCGCACAUUUACGCCAGUUUCAACGAUACCUUUGUGCAUGUCACCGAUCUUACUGGCAAGGAAACCAUCGUCCGUGUGACUGGCGGUAUGAAGGUGAAGGCUGACCGUGACGAGUCGUCUCCCUACGCAGCCAUGCUUGCUGCCCAGGACUGUGCCGCUCGUUGCAAGGAGGUUGGCAUCAACGCCGUCCAUAUUCGUUUGCGCGCAACUGGUGGUGUUGGCCCAAAGAUGCCAGGUCCCGGUGGCCAGAGUGCUCUUCGUGCUCUCGCCCGUGCUGGAAUGCGUAUCGGCCGCAUUGAAGAUGUGACACCUAUUCCAAGCGACUCUACGCGUCGUAAGGGUGGUCGUCGUGGUCGCCGUCUGUAA